Manduca sexta (tobacco hornworm) is the source of this 1140-nucleotide messenger RNA. RefSeq lists its product as uncharacterized. The transcript has 8 exons. The record is from RefSeq and is a predicted model, not a curated record. Bases 144 to 1124 code for a protein of 326 amino acids. Lineage: Eukaryota; Metazoa; Arthropoda; Insecta; Lepidoptera; Sphingidae.
GAAAUAAAGUUGAUAUUCGUUAAACAAUUAUUGAAAGCCCGGACAAUCCAUAGAAUAAUGUACAAUAUGUACAGUCAAUGUCGGUGGCGACAAUCCUGUGGCAAAUAAGUGCUUGAAGGUUUUAUUUUCAGUGUUUGUUUAAAAUGUAUAUAAAAUAUUAUUUUAUUAUGGUUUAUGUCUCUUGCUGUACUGCAGAAAGAUCUGGACAUUCAUAUGUUUUUCUUUCGGUGACUGUAAACGGCGAAUUUGUUAAAGAUGGAGAUAUCAAUUCAAAGAAAACUAUAAACUAUGAACUAGGCGAUAAUAUAGUUUUCUCGUGUUGUCAGGGAAAAAAAGCAAAUUGGGGAGAAACAUAUUUUUAUAUAGAGCAUCAGGACCAUGGACUAAAGGUCAAGAUACCUGAUCAACUUAACAUGAAAGCUGAAAAUUUAACCUACACUAUAACAGGCGAUGCUAUCUAUAACGAAUCUGAAGUUCAGUGUAUAAUGGCAGUAAAAGGAACAACCUAUACAAAGGAAAAUGAGUUAACAGAUGAAAAAAGGAUUUCGAUGACGUUGAUUAUGUCUUCAGACAGGACAUCAAAUGACGGUCAAAUACGGGAAGUUUCUUAUAAUGAAGAUGUACCAACACCACCUUGCAGGCGAUCAGAACACGUUUGGCCUUCAGUCUUCCCUCGAAAAAUAAUCAAUGGUAAUAAUUUCAACGUUUCUGAAUUAGAAAAGCUAUCAUCAAAGACCCCCGAUAAUAAUACUAUAAUUGUCUUUUGCGAUAUCAUCCAUUUCAAGUAUGUGACGGGUACUAUACAAAAUUUUACACGAGAAAUCCGUGAUAAGACUAAAUAUGUAUACAAACAGAAAUCGUUUUUUUCGCCUACACAAACGGGAAUUGUUAUGGGAAUAGUCAUCGUGGCAUUUAUCGUAGUAGUGGCUGGUAUUGUGCUGUAUAGGAGCAAGAAGAAUAGAGCUCCAGACGUCACUCCAUCAUUAGACUAUGACACCAAUAUUUACGCUCGUCCGAAUCAAGUAAUUUACGCUCAGUUACAGCUACCUGAGGGUACUAGUGUACAUCGGAAUAGUAACGCAACACCUUACGCGCAGAUUAUCGGAUUCUUAACAAAAAAAUAAAACUAAUGUAUACUUC